Messenger RNA from Tripterygium wilfordii, 1203 nucleotides. Its product is annotated as E3 ubiquitin-protein ligase RNF185. Lineage: Eukaryota; Viridiplantae; Streptophyta; Magnoliopsida; Celastrales; Celastraceae. The record is from RefSeq and is a predicted model, not a curated record. Gene Ontology annotation, biological process: ubiquitin-dependent protein catabolic process. The coding region runs from base 219 to 917 and encodes 232 amino acids. Gene Ontology annotation, molecular function: metal ion binding; ubiquitin-like protein conjugating enzyme binding; ubiquitin protein ligase activity. Gene Ontology annotation, cellular component: endoplasmic reticulum. The transcript has 2 exons.
UACUGAAACGAAGUCGUAUCGUUUGCUCUAAACACGGGAAAGGAACGUUGCGUGGACUCGACAUUAUCCGAAAUAAAACUCAGGUGCCAAGGAAUUCAGGGGAAUUUACAGCGUUUUUGGGCACCCUCUGUAUCUCGUGCUCGAUCGAUCCCGUCGGUGGAUCGGUUCGUUGAUAUUUCUCUUCUCUCUAUAGGCAUUUAAGUCUUACUGGUUUUGAAAUGACAAGUGGGUUUGAAGAUUCUACAAGCUGGCCAUCCCAAAGUCCCUCUUUCUCUGGCAAUAAUGCUAAUGGUGAUGCCGGGAACUUUGAAUGCAACAUUUGCUUUGACUUAGCUCAAGACCCUAUUGUUACUCUAUGUGGUCAUCUCUUCUGUUGGCCUUGCCUUUACAAGUGGCUCCACUUUCAUUCACAAUCCCGGGAGUGCCCGGUUUGUAAGGCCCUAGUCGAGGAGGAGAAAUUAGUUCCCUUAUAUGGCAGGGGGAAAACGUCCACUGACCCCAGAUCAAAAACUGUUCCCAAUGACAAUAUUCCCCAUCGCCCGGCUGGGCAGAGACCUGAAACAGCUCCUCCACCUGAUACUAAUCAUUUUGCUCAACAUGGCUUUGGGUUCACGGGAGGGUUAGGUGGAUUUGCUCCAAUGGCAAGUGCUAGGUUUGGGAAUUUCACAUUCUCUGCUGCUUUUGGUGGUCUCAUCCCAUCUUUAUUUAACCUUCAGGUGCAUGGUUUCCCUGACGCUGCCAUGUAUGGGUCAGCUGGUGGCUUUCCUUAUGGUUUUCCAAAUUCAUUUCAUGGUCAUGGCAGCCGUUUUGCCCGUGUAUAUGCUCAACAUCCAGGUCAAGGACAACAAGAUUAUUAUUUGAAGCGGCUGUUUUUGGUUAUUGGCUUUUGCGUUCUCCUUGCUCUUCUUUGGCAAUAGAGUAAAUCUGCUCUCAGGGUCUGAAGCUGCUAACAGUUGUUUAGGUUUCUCAAUCUCUUAUUUGUAAAUCUGUUAGCAAUUUGUGCUUAUAUGUUUUCAGAUUGAGGAAAUUAUUUAUACCAUAUUUUUUUAGUAUCGUCUUAGUUUAGUAGAUGUUGUUCAUCAGCUUGUAGAAUGAGAUUUGAAUGUUUCCGUACAGAAGUGAAGUAUGUUACCCUUAUUAGCUGACUCCUGCUUCCAUUCGAAAGAUUUGGAGAGAACAAAAGGUGGGGUGAUUGGUUAGUUA